AUGGUCGUUCUUUCUGCCUCUUGGCUCCUCGCCGGGUUCUGCGUACUACCCCUCGCCACUGCCUACCCCGCCUCUGCCGAUACUUCCAUCGAGGACCAUAGCCUAUCUAGCUCCUUGUCAUCGUCUAGUCCCGAGUCGACGUCUUCAGGCGCGCUUCAUCCCGGCCAAGACAGACCUCGCUUCAUGUCUCACGAUACUCCGUCCGACCACUACCCUCUUGACUCUAUCUGGUGGCAAGCUUCCAGUCACCACAUCCCUCGCACGGUAGUCCUGGACAGCCGCCGACUCGCAGAGGCCAAGAGAAAGCUGGAAGAAGGGCAGGCGGAGGAGCAAAUCCCAUUAUGGCGCCGGAGAUCCCCUCGCUCCGACGACGCCAGGAGGAGUCCCCCGGGGGUGGAGGCGGCUUGUGCCGAGCCUAGAGAUUGGAGAUACGUAUCUUGGAGUCUUUCUGUUGAUCGCUGA
Cryptococcus wingfieldii CBS 7118 is the source of this 462-nucleotide messenger RNA. RefSeq lists its product as hypothetical. Lineage: Eukaryota; Fungi; Basidiomycota; Tremellomycetes; Tremellales; Cryptococcaceae. The record is from RefSeq and is a predicted model, not a curated record. The transcript has 2 exons. The coding region runs from base 1 to 462 and encodes 153 amino acids.